Molecule: messenger RNA, 942 nt
Organism: Pneumocystis jirovecii RU7
Lineage: Eukaryota; Fungi; Ascomycota; Pneumocystomycetes; Pneumocystales; Pneumocystaceae
Product: ribonuclease
Exons: 7
Coding region: 1-942 (313 amino acids)
Biological process (GO): apoptotic DNA fragmentation
Cellular component (GO): mitochondrial inner membrane; nucleus
Molecular function (GO): single-stranded DNA endonuclease activity; metal ion binding; RNA endonuclease activity
Source: RefSeq, a predicted model, not a curated record
AUGAUAAAAGAUAAACGGAAUUUGAUAGGUUUAUUUAGUAUUGGCGUUUUAAGUGGAGGAAUAAUUACUUUUUCUUCUAUUUAUUUGUUAAAUAAACAAUUUAUAAAAGUACCAAAUACAAUUGAAUCAGAACCUAGAAUUCCAAACUAUGGCAGUAAAAGUCCAGUUAAUCCUCCUGGUUUGUAUCAGUAUUCUAAUCCGAGGCCUAUCAGCGAUUGUUUAGUUCGAAAAGGAUAUAUUUCUUACUAUGAUAGACGUUUGAAAGUCCCUGCUUGGGUUUUGGUUCAUAUUACUCCAACAUCUUUAAAAACUAUUCAUGGAAAUCGCAAAUAUUCAAAAUUUAAAGAAGAUUCUUAUAUACCUGAGAAGUUUCGUGCUAAAUUAAGUGAUUAUUUUAAAAGUGGAUAUGAUAGAGGGCAUCUUGCUCCUGCAGCAAAUGCAAAGUUUUCACAGGAAGCUCUUGAUGAAACAUUUUAUCUUACAAAUAUUGCUCCACAAGUAGGAGAAGGGUUUAAUCGAAAUUAUUGGGAGCGUUUUGAAAGUUUUUGCCGAGAUCUAACCUCUAAUUACACAUCUGUUUAUCUUGUUAUAGGUCCUUUAUAUCUUCCAAAGAAAGACCCAGAUGGAAAAUGGAGAGUUUCAUAUGAAAUGAUAGGUAGCCCACCUAAUGUUGCAGUUCCAACACAUUUUUUCACUGUUAUCUAUGCGGAAAAUGAUUCGAGGAAAGACUCUGUAGCAAUAGGCUCUUUUGUUUUUCCAAAUGCAAAAAUAGAUGACAAUACAAAAUUAACAGAUUUUAUAGUACCUAUCAGUGCAAUUGAAAGGGCAAGUGGUCUAGACUUUGAAUAUAAAUCCACCAAGAAACAAAAAGAGUUGUGUAAAGAAGUAAACUGUGCUACGAAACAAUAUAUUCUUAAAAAAUAUGAUAUUCAAAACAUUUAA